GCAUUGGAAUCAUUAAAUACCAUUGUCUGUUUAAAUAUUGUUCUGCGUCCAUAGUGCUAAUCUUGUAUAAAAACUUUAUUCAUUACAGGAACUAGUAAUUCAUUUUCGUGGAAGUAUACUCAAAAGUCAAAGGAAGUCAGCAGAUGCUACAACUAAUGUUUUUUCUAAACAACUUCCAACCACAACGUCAAAAGCUGAAUUUGGAUCACCAUAUGACAGUUUUGAGAAUACUGGAGAAGAUGUGGAGACUUUACAAGAAGUAGGAAGCCCCAGAAGUGAACUCCCACUGUCUGAAGAAGAAGCAGCACAAUCAGAUAAAGAAGUAACGGAAGAACUUGCAAAGCCAACUCAGCAUACUUUGCCACAAAUUGAAAAUGUUUCGUCUCAAAGAAGUGGAUCCGACAUUCUUUUGACUUGGAAUGAAGUAUCUGACAGAAACGUUCUAUACAACAUAGAAAUCUUCUGCGAUGAUGUGAAACUUGGAGAGACUCACACUACAGAGGUUCCGCAGUAUAGAAUGAAGUCACCUACACUUGGUAAAAAAUAUCGUUUCCAAGUCUGGGCCAGAGAUGAAUUGGGAAACUCUGGCAUAAAAACACAGUCAAAGAAUGUUAUCAAAUCGGAAAAUGUUGGAGUUGCUGGUGGCUCCAUGAGACUAAAUGAAUGCAACGUCACGUUUCCUAGUGGAACUUUCAACAAACAAACAAAGGUCUGGAUGUCAGUUGGAAUAGACAAUUCAAUAUGCCCCAAAGAAUACAUUGGUAUCACACCAGUUUUCGAUAUCAGCGCGGAUUGUGAAUUCCUCAAAGAUGCGAUUGUGCAAAUCAAGUCAUGGUGCGUCGGUCUAGAGAAAGACAAAAUUGACAUAUUACAUUUCUCAAGUAAAACUGACUGGGACAUUAUUAAUCCUCAUCGAAUCACAAAGGAUAACAGCAUAGAAUUUCGAUGCAGAAAGUUUAGUCUAUUCACCGUCGCCAUCAAGUGGUUAAAAUGGCUAAUUGGCAAACAACAGGUCAUUGUGGAUAACUGUCUCUAUAUUUCAAACAAAAAUGACUUUCAUUUCACAUUUUAUGGACAAUGUGAGACUGCUGAAACAAGAAUCAGAUCCCAUUACAGAGAACUAGGGGCACGUCUUGCUCCAAUUUGGUUCAAUCCAAUCCCUUUGAAAACUGGUGACAUACUUGGCCUCGAGUUACAGAUUGAUCGGGGACGAGAAGACUUACAAUUCAAUAUGCCCCACGGACAAUUUGAUUGUAACGACGCAUUCCUAACAUCCCAGAGACAUACAUUAAAAUACCGUCUUCUUCCUAAUUUGCAAGAAUAUCCUGAAAGACUCAUCAUUUGUAGAGUUUUGAAGAAUGACGUUUUGCAUGAAAUGCAAGACUUUGAUUUCCCAUUACCCCCUGCAGAUAUGCCAGGACAACAAACUACCAAUUUCUACGGAGAUUUUCAUGUUGAGGGAAACAUGAAUAUGGAUGAACAAGUAAACAAUCUUCAACAACCUUUACAAGAUGCACAGAGAGAAGCAGAGCAGCAAAGAGAUGCAGAUGAAAACGGGGACCAUGAACCAGAAUUGAUUUUCCAAAUUGCUAUUUUCUUGUUUGUAGCUGUUUUUCUCAGCGCUUAUUUUGCGAGGCGGCACACCUGAUUAAACCCUAUAAUUUGUUUCUGGCUGGAAUUUCAUAAACUUUAUCGGAAUCUCUCAUAUUGACGUUUCGGCGCUCCAGAAGUAUUCAUAACAGGGCAUUUUCCAUUAGAAUACUUUGCUUAAUCCGCACAUUGGUAAGAAUACGGCACUCCAGAAGUAUUCGUACUAAAGUGGGGAUUAACUAAGGCAAAGUAUCUUAAGGGAAAAUGCGCUGGUACGAAUACUUUGGAAGCAAAGUAUCUUAAAAAAAAUGCUCUGAUAUGAAUACUACGGGAGCAAAGUGCUAAAAAAAUGCCCUGGUAGGAAUACUUUGGGAACACCGACUUUUUAACUACUGAUACUACGUAACUUAAAUAUCCCUAUAAAGUUUAGAAUUUGUGUGCCAACACGCAACAAGUUAUAAUACUAAGUAGGUUGGGAAUUAAUGCCUGGUAUUAUAAAUGUUGGAUUUACGUGAUAAAUUUUAACUCUGGCUACACCUAGUAGUUUGACAUAAUGUUCCAGAGAGAGCAAACUGGUAGCUGAGGUCUUUGCUGUAACCA
Styela clava is the source of this 2190-nucleotide messenger RNA. The record is from RefSeq and is a predicted model, not a curated record. NCBI's taxonomy places the organism in Eukaryota, Metazoa, Chordata, Ascidiacea, Stolidobranchia, Styelidae.